Messenger RNA from Dromiciops gliroides (monito del monte), 5684 nucleotides. RefSeq names its product androglobin (gene ADGB). Gene Ontology annotation, molecular function: calcium-dependent cysteine-type endopeptidase activity; protein binding; oxygen binding. The transcript is spliced from 36 exons. The record is from RefSeq and is a predicted model, not a curated record. NCBI's taxonomy places the organism in Eukaryota, Metazoa, Chordata, Mammalia, Microbiotheria, Microbiotheriidae. Gene Ontology annotation, biological process: proteolysis. Bases 61 to 5010 code for a protein of 1649 amino acids.
GACGCGGUACCACUCGAAGGCAGCCGAACCCGGGGGGCUCCCUUCACGUCCCGUGGCACCAUGGCCUCUAAACAAGCCAAAAAGAAAGAGCUUCAUCGCAUUAACUCCGCGCACGGGUUCGAGAAGACGAAAGAUCAGUCAUCUUUUGGGAGUAGCACACAGUCUGGUUUGACUGAAAUAAGAAGAGGAAAAUUCCCAAUUUGGCCAGAAUGGAAUGAAGCAGAUAUAAAUGCAGAAAAGUGGGAUGGAGGAAAGGGAGCAAAGGAAAAAGACAAAUCUGGAAAAAGCCCCAUUUUACAUUUAUUUGAUGAUCCUGAAGGAAAGAUUGAAAUACCUCCAUCACUAAAAGUUUUUACAUGGAAACGUCCACAGGAAGUUUUGAUGAACAAGACUCCUGUAGUAGUGAAAGAUGAAACUUCAUUUGAUUUAUUUACAGGAAGUGGACAUAUAAUCUGCAGUGAGCUGAUAAGAUGGAUUAUCAGUGAGAUACAUUCAGUAUGGAAGAUACAUAAUGGAGGUAUUUUAAACCAUCCUACAGAUCCUCCUGUUCUAAAUUGGAAACCCUGGGAACAUAUAUAUUCUCUAUGCAAGGCAGUAAAAGGUCAUAUGCCUCUCUAUAAUAGCUAUGGAAAAUAUGUUGUUAAACUUUAUUGGAUGGGUUGUUGGAGAAAGAUAACUGUUGAUGACACCCUACCAUUUGAUGAAGAGAAUAGAUUAUUACUUCCAUCCACAACUUGUGAAAUUGAACUUUGGCCAAUGAUAUUAGCUAAAGCCAUCAUUAAGCUCACAAACGUUGACAUCCACAUGGCUGACCAAAGAGAGUUAGGAGAAUUCACAGUUCUUCAUGCACUUACAGGAUGGUUACCCGAAGUCAUUCCUCUCCGCCAAGGAUAUUUGGACAAAAUUUGGGAGUUCUUGAAAGAAAUAUUGCCAGAGUUUAAAUUGACAGAGGACAGCAGUUCUGAAAAACUGUCAGAUUCUAAAUCGAAAGAAGGAAAAGAUUCCAAGGAUGGAAAAGAUGGCAAGGAUGGAAAAAAUGGGAAAGAUGAAAGAGGUGGAAAAAAUGGAAAAGAAGAAAGAGGUGGAAGAAAUGGAAGAGAAGAAAGAGGUGGAAGAAAUGGAAGAGAAGAAAGAGGUGGGAAAAAUGGAAGAGAUGAUAGAGGUGGAAGAGAAGGAAAAGAAAGCAAAAGUGAAAGUGCACAGGGCAGAGGAGCUGAUAAAGGUGAUAAAACUGGAAAAGAGAAAGUAGAUAUGAAAGAAGGAAAGAAGAAGACGAAAGAAUUGGAGAGGGAAAGAGCCAAGAUGUCUACUUCAAGGCCUCCAUCAGAUACGCAACAUUCUCUACAUCAGUCUCUGCAGUCCAUAUUAGAGAUUGGGAUUCAACUAGGAGGGAUUCCACCAUUUGUUCCACAGUUCCCUCAAAUGGUGGUAUAUGGUACUUUUACACCUCUGAAUUUGUUUGAAAAGAAGAUCUUUAUACUAGAGAAAAUGACAGAAUCUGCUGAGAAGCUCCGAGAAUAUGGACUUUGCCAUAUACGUAGCCAUCCUGUGCUAGUGACCAGAACUAGGUCUUGUCCACUAAUAGCUCCACCAAAACCACCACCUGUACCUGCUUGGAAACUUAUUCGCCAAAAGAAAGAGACUGUUGUGACAGAUGAACCUCAAGACCCAAUAAUAAGGAGACCUGAACAGUUUCUUGAGAUUUGUAGCCCAUUUUUGAACUACAGAAUGAAUCCAAUUCCAAUUCCAACAGAAACGCAUUAUGUACAAUCUGUGGUUAAGAAAGGAGCUCCUUUUAUUGGCUUACCAUCGGUUAUUGAAACUGAUGAAAGUCAGAGUAUUCAAGAUAUGAGUCAAAUGACUGGAACUUUGACUUUGCAAAAUGUUUCUCAGAUGAAUCUAGGAACAACCAAUGGAGGUCUUAAAGAGGAGCAACCAGAAACUGUGUAUAAUGUUACAGUUCGUCAGUCAGAGGCAACUGACUUAUUCAGCCAGUUAACAUCCACCUUGGAUAAAUCCCAAGAAGAGAUGUCAACAGAAAAUGCUCCUAUAUGCAAAGAAAUCUGGUUUGAUUUUGAUGACUUCUGCAGAUGUUUCCAGAAUGUAUAUGUUUUCCACAAACCAAAUUCAUAUAUUUAUAGCUAUCAGAAGUCAGACUUUAGGUCCACAGAUGACAGAGUGUUUUAUUAUUUAUAUGUGGAUAGUCUGAAGCCUAUUGAACUUCUGGUUUGCUUUUCUGCAUUAGUACGCUGGGGAGAAUCUGGAGCCUUACAGAAAGACAGCCCUGCUGUAGAACCUGGCCUUCUUACAGCAGAAACCUUUACUUGGAAAUCUCUGACUCAGCGGAAUCUUGUACUAAAGAUACAUACAUAUGCUACCAAAGCUGCAAUGAUCCGCCUUCCUGUUGGGCGGCAUAUGUUACUCUUUACUGCACAUUCCCCGGUAGGACAUCAUAUUCAUCUGUGCAGCAUGGUAUCCUUUAUUUUUGGAGAAGAAGAUGUUGUUAUGCCUUAUUUUGAGAAGGAAAGCCUACAAUUUGUAGAACAUGCUGUGACAAUAUUAAAAGCUCUUGGAUAUGUUAUGAAUAAUUUCAGAGAUAAGGAAAAACUUGCUGUUGCUAUGAAAGAGUUACGGAUGACUCACUAUCCUCCAAACCUUAAUGAUAGGGAGCUAUCAGAGCAACACUUCAAGGUUUUUCAUCUUUCUUUAUGGCGCUUGUUGAAAAAAGUGUAUGGACCUAGGGCUCCACCCAAUUUCAGAUUUGCAUUCCGAGCUCUUACUUUGGACUUGAGUGUACUUGAAACCUUUCCAGAAGAGGCUUCUUUAGCGGAGUGGGUAGAUAUUAAAUAUCCUGUUGUGAUAGAAGACAGAAAUUACUCUUGUGAAGAAUUAGUGGCGGCAAUUAGACUGCAAGCUUAUUGGAGAGGAGCUUAUAUUAGGCUCCUCAUGAAGGCCAGACAACCAGACACACCACAAAAUAAUGAUGUUGCAGAUACACUGCAAAAACUUUGGAGUUUGCUGGAUAUCAAUUUAGAACAAUAUUCAGUCUCUCUCUUAAGAUUAAUGUUUAAAAGCAAGUGCAAGUCUUUUGAACGCUAUCCGUGCUAUCAAGAUGAAGAAACUAAGAUAGCUUUUGCUGAUUAUUCUGUAAACUAUCCUGAUCAGCCACCAAAUUCUUGGUUUAUAGUUUUUAGAGAAAUAUUUUAUGUAGCACAAGAUAUGCUCUUGGUGCCUAAAGUAUACACUACUCUUCCAGUCUGUAUGCUCCAUGUUGUUAAUAAUGAUACAAUGGAGGAAGUACCACGAGUAUUCCUUAAAGUGAUACCUUAUGUCUAUACCAAGAAUAAGAAGGGAUAUUCAUUUGUGGCAGAAGCCUAUACAAGUGAUUUUUAUAUAACAGCUGGAAAAUGGAGACUCCGUAUCAUUGGUUCUUUUGCUCCACUGCCAUAUCUUGGUCGAGAGAAUGUUUGCAGUUUAUUUUCCAUGAGAGAAAUUAAAGACUAUUAUGUUCCUAAUGACAAGCAGAUUAUGUUCAGAUACUCAGUAAAAGUGUCACAAGGGCUCAUUGUUACAAUACAGGUACGCACAUCUAAAACUGAUGUUUUUGUCAAACUACAAAUCCUGGAAAAUGAAGAAGAGGCUGUAAGCACCGUUGGAAAAGGCCAUGCUAUAAUUCCUACAUUUUUUUUCCUUAGUAAUGAAAAAGCUUUAAGCUCUCAAUCUAGCAAGCAAGUUAUUUCUCAUAAUGUGGUCACCAAGAAAGAAGCGGAUAUACCACAAACGAAGAAAAAGGCUGCUGCAGGAGCUCAAAAAGUUAAUAGGACACGAACUACUGGUGCAACUGAAAGUGGUCAGUCUGUUCUUGAUGACGAUUCUGUUAGCCUUCCAAAUGUAGAUGAAAAUUCCCAAGUUUCCCAACAGACUUAUAAGUAUAUCAUACAAGCUACAGUAUUAUAUAACAGUUGGCCCCUUACAGAAAGCCAGUUGGCAUUUGUUCAGACACUUAAAGACUUGGAGAAAAAUGAUCUCAGAGAAGAAACUAAAAUAAUAGUCCAGAAGAAAAAAGGAAAACCCUCACAUUCAGAAAGACAUGAAGAAUUAAUUUCAAUGGGAUUUACAGAUGCCCAUGGCUCUACUGAUGGGCAAAAAGCCACAUCUACUGUGAAAACGACUCGAAAAGGAAAAGACAAAGGAACUGACAAGGCAGAAAAAGAGAAGGCAGCCAAAGAAAAAAUGGCACCCAAAGUUGAAGCUCAGGCUCAGCAACAAGAUCCAAAUAAACCUUAUUGGGUGCUGCGACUGGUCACCGAACAGAUUGACACCGACAUUCUGGAAGUUAAGAAGGAUACAGAAAGAGCUGAUGAAAUCCGAGCAAUGAAACAAGCUUGGGAGUCUGCAGAGCCAGGCAGAUCUAUCAAGGCUGCCCAAGCUCGCUUACAGUUUAUCAACAAAUUCUCCAAGAAAUCUGAGGCUGAGGCAGAGCCUGAAAAUAUUACUAAGAUCGUGAAAGAUGGAAUAACUCCUAGAGAAACAAGAAAACUCCCGGGUGUUGAACCCAUACCAACUGUAGUGACACCUGAAACACCUGUACCACCUGUGAAGAAAGAAUUAGAACCUUUGGACAUUACUCCAUAUAUCCGAAAAACUCUUGAUGUACCUCUAUUAUACAAUGAGAUUUUGGCCCAGCAACAAGAAAUGCAGAAGGCAGAGGAAGUUCAUCAGUUUCGUCAGUAUCGAGAAAGAAUACUUAGCAAAAGAGAUUUUGAAUAUGCAGCACGGAAGAAGCUAAAGUCAAAAGUUUUGGAUACUUAUGGAGAUAUCCGUACAUCUUUACUGGAGACCCGGGAUGUGGUUCUAUUGCCCCGGGAAGAAUAUAGGGAGAGGUUGCUGGAAGAGGAGCGCCAACGACUAGAGGCAUUAGCAGCAGAAGAAGCAGCCCUUAAACAAGAGCCGGAGAAGAAGAGCCCAGACCAUCAGAAAAAAAAAGGAAAAGGAGGGAAAAAAAAGUGACCGUAGGAAGCCUAACAUUUCCCUUAUUCAGGAAAAGAAAACUAUUUUUAAUGAGCAAUUGUUAUAUAUAUAUUUGUGAGAUAAAAUGGUAGAUCAAUUUAAAGUAUGGUUUUAGAAAUAUUAUUGCAUAAUUUCCUAAGCAUUUCUAGUUUUUAUCUUACUUUGUUUUUUUACCUUAAUUUUAACUUUACAUGUAUAUGAUGUUCUAAUUUAAAUUAAGCUAUCCUCAAAAGUACUUGUAUUAUAAAGAAAUUAUCUCCCCUAAUCUAAGAUGUCUGUCGUUCUUUUUAGAAAAAAAUCCCAGUUAGAACCAGGAACUGGAACAUUUUCAACAACUAUGAUGAACUAACUCCUAUUUUUAAAAGUCUAGAUAUCCCCAUUUCACUUAAAGAUAUUAAAUUAUUCAAUACUUAUUUCUACAUGAUGGAAUCUUUUCUCCUGCUCUAGUUUGUUGUUGUUUUCCCCAAACCUAUCAGCUGUAGGAUAUUAAGUGGCUUAUAUACAGACUUUUUCAUCUAUCAGUUAUUUGAAUUUGUACCCUUACAUGAGAACUUGCCUUUUUAAGUGUUUUAAAUUAGCAUUAGUAUGACCUGUUGUAAAGCUAGACCUUAAAAAAUGUCCUGACCAAAAAAAAAAAAAAGUCCUGACAGACCAUUAUUUCAAUGGUCUCAAAC